Ruditapes philippinarum (Manila clam) is the source of this 1511-nucleotide messenger RNA. Its product is annotated as m7GpppX diphosphatase-like. The coding region runs from base 38 to 991 and encodes 317 amino acids. Gene Ontology annotation, cellular component: nucleus; P-body. Lineage: Eukaryota; Metazoa; Mollusca; Bivalvia; Venerida; Veneridae. Gene Ontology annotation, molecular function: hydrolase activity; RNA 7-methylguanosine cap binding. The record is from RefSeq and is a predicted model, not a curated record. The transcript is spliced from 4 exons. Gene Ontology annotation, biological process: deadenylation-dependent decapping of nuclear-transcribed mRNA.
UUACCUCUUCAAUAUUAAAAAUUCCGGGAAAUUAAAAAUGGAAGCUGCACCAGAAAAGAAACGUAAAAUCGAAUCAGACAAUGACCAAGGGGAUAUAGCACCACCGGUAUUGUGCAGUUUUAAAGGUUUUGAUAUUGAAAAAGUAAUUGCAGAAAAUUCCAGAAAUAAGACCACAACUAUCCAUGCAAAAAUGGGGGGAAAAGAUGCAAUAGUGUUGCUUGAAAAGACACCGUUUGACUUGGAUCAUGUUAAGAAAUAUUUGUCAGAUGAUACUGCGCUGAAGAAUACUCUCAAGAAUGACAUUUACGGCACGUACGAAGCGUUUUUACCGCCAACAGAAAAUGCUAUCAAGGCAGUAGUUAUUCACCCUGCUACAGAGAAACAUAUUCAGAAAUACUCUGAUCAGGAGAGGUACAUUAUCAGGGAGACACCAGAACUCUACAGUAAUGUUACACUACCCCUUCUACAAAGCAGGCAAUUUAGUAUGCAGUGGGUUUACAACAUUCUCGAGAAGAAACAGGAAGCUGAUCGUAUUGUAUUUGAAGAUCCGGAUCCUGAAACCGGAUUUAUACUUCUACCGGACAUGAAGUGGGAUAGGAAAGAUAAAAAUGCUCUUUACCUUGUUGGAAUUGUACACAAACAUGAUGUCAGGUCACUGAGAGAUCUGGAUGAUAUGUCUUUACCACUCUUAAGGAAUAUUCUCAUUAAAGGACGGGAGGCAAUCAAGGAAAAGUAUAACAUACCUGCCAGCAGACUUCAUGUGUACAUCCAUUACCAACCUUCUUACUAUCAUUUUCACAUGCAUUUCACACACAUCAAACUUGAAGCUCCGGGGUUUGGAGCAGACCGUGCACAUUUGCUCACUGAUGUUAUAGAGAAUAUAGAAAUGAUGAGCGAGUAUUACAAGAAACGCACACUGACAUUUGUUGUACGUGAACAAGAAGAUUUGUACAUCAAAUACAAAGAAAAUGGGUACUUUGAAAAAGAAUGAUGAAGAUUUUUUAUCUUGAUACCCAUAAUGUUCAAUUUUUCAAUAUAUUGAAAAUUUCAAUAUGAAAAGAGCAGUCAAUAAUGAGCAUAUUAUCGUGCUUAAAUAGAAAGUGAUCACAGCCUGCACAUCCAUGCAGAAGAUCAGGUUCAAUACUUGUGUAGCUAACUAAAUUAAAUUUUUUAUCUUCAUAUUCCAAAACUUGAUAAUGGACAUUUCUGAAAACCGAAGCUUGACAAGUGGAUAUAUGGUAUUCAGCGGGUUAAUGAUAAGUUAACAUCAUCAGGACACAGCUAUGAUCAAGGCUUUGAAUGAAACAUAUUGCAGAAAGACCUAGGGAAGUUGAGAUACAUCUAUUAGUUGAAGUUUGUUAAAGAUCGUAAUUUGUGAUUAUUUUUAGAAAGAUUAUAAUUAUCUUAAAGCUGCUCAUUGAGGAAGCAUGCAAUUGAUAUAUCUAUAUUUUUAUAAAUUUUUAAUGAAAAUGUGUUGCUGAUUUUGAUAAUAAUUUAUAAUAAAAUGGAAC